AUCACCUGAUGUGGUGCAAGGUUCCACCCGACAGCUUAUUUGAACCGUGAGCCGUUGAAGCGGUCAAAGAUAUUUCCCAUUCCAAGGUCGCUCGAGCUGCUUCCCGUUGUCUCACGUGCCGUGCACCUCAAUUGGACGUUUGGGCCAUGAAUCGCACGUCGCGGAUAGAGCAGCCGUACGAGGGAGACGGCUACAACCAGAACCCCAGCCCGCUCUCCAAUGGCGUGACAGCCAACGAGGACCUCAAUGGCGCCGCCAAUGCCCGAGAAUUGGAGAGAGUCCGUCAAAGUCGGUCAAUUGGUAAUGCGCCUCCAAGUGCGCCUGAUAAGCCCAGUUCGGAUCCAGACGUCCGCCAUGCAGGGACGACUCCCGCGCUGGCCAAUGAAGUCGCCGUUGGCCAGCACUCGGGAGAGGAUGCGGCAUUGAACUCAACCGCACCUCUCCCCUUUCGCUCGCCAUCUCAUGCGUCUCGCCGUGGAUCCUCCAACGACGGCGGAGAUGGCUCAAAUCCCAUUCGACGCUUGAAGAAUGCAAUCCUCAAGUUUGGCUCUUUCAUCGGGCCAGGGUUCAUGAUCUCCGUUGCAUACAUCGAUCCCGGGAACUACUCUACCGACGUCGCCGCUGGAGCAACCUACCGCUUCAAGCUGUUGUUCGUCGUUCUUCUCGCCAAUUUAUUUGCUAUCUUCCUUCAGAGUCUUUGCAUCAAACUUGGCACAGUCACUGGUCUCAAUCUCGCCGAGUCCUGUCGAGCGUAUCUCCCGCGGUGGCUGAACUUGGUCCUCUACUUCUUCGCAGAGAUCGCCAUCAUCGCAACAGACAUUGCAGAAGUCAUCGGCUUUGCUAUAGGCCUGAAUCUACUUGCCCCCGCCAUACCCUUGGUGGCCGGGUGCGCCCUUUCGAUUCUUGAUGUGAUGAUCAUCCUCUUCUUCUACCAGCCCCACGGAUCUAUGAGAGGACUAAGAGUCUUUGAGUUCUUUAUUGUCUGUUUGGUACUCGCUGUUGUAGUUUGCUUUUGCUUCCAAUUAUCCUUGAUCAAGGGCACGCACGUCGGAGAUGUCUUCAGAGGAUAUUUGCCAUCUAGUGCGAUCAUUGAGCAAAAAGGCCUCUACCAAGCAUGCGGCAUUCUUGGCGCAACAGUCAUGCCGCACAGCCUAUACCUUGGCUCGGGAAUCGUCCAACCUCGCCUCCGAGCCUACGACGAAAAGCAUGGCCUUUUGCCUCCCCAGUUACAGGAGUCUUCAAUCAGUGAUGGCAUCGACAAGGGCUUUUAUACCCCGUCCCUGAGAGCCAUAAGAUACUCGAUCAAGGUCGCAACAGCGGAGCUUGCCGUCGCCCUCUUCACUUUUGCGCUGUUUGUCAAUUCGGCUAUUCUUAUCGUCUCUGGAGCCUCGUUGUACAAUGACCCUGACGCACCUGAUGCCGAUAUCUUCAGUAUCCACCGCCUGCUCUCUAAAUCUAUAUCUCCAGCAGCCGGGACAGUCUUUGCUCUCGCAUUGCUUCUCUCUGGCGUCUCGGCCGGCGUCGUGUGCACUAUUGCUGGACAGAUGGUCAGCGAAGGAGCCUUGGAUUGGAGAAUGCGACCCUGGCUUCGCCGACUCGUGACGAGAAGCAUCAGCAUCACGCCUAGCAUCAUCAUCGCCGGAGCGGUGGGCCGAACUGGCUUGAGCCAGGCACUGAAUGCAUCCCAGGUCGUCCUCAGCGUCGUCCUGCCAUUUGUCACGGCUCCCUUGAUUUACUUCACGUGUCGCAAAAAAUACAUGACAGUUCAAGCUGGCGGCGCCGGGUUCAACACCACUCUUGUCGGAGAGAACACCGCAGUCCGGCGCAACUCGGGGUCCACGGAGCCAGGGAGAGCCAGCGAUGGAAGUGUGAAGAUGGCCAACUCUUGGUAUACCGCUGUCUUUGCGGUGUUAGUCUGGGUCAUCAUUGCAGGAAUGAAUAUAGCCAAUCUGGUUCUCUUAGGAAAGGGUCAGUAAACGGAAAGACAAUAUUCUGCCCGGUGUCGAGCCAUUUUCGUCCUGCGCUGCAGGUUCUGAGAUCCGAUGUUCUCGCAGUUUGGGGGUGGUUUCCCCCGAUGUUGGCAACGGCUAAGGUGUGCUGAUUUGAGGCAAUACCUCUAUGAGCUUUUAAUGCAAUAAUUCAGUAAAUUGUUAAUGACA
Ilyonectria robusta is the source of this 2159-nucleotide messenger RNA. Its product is annotated as manganese transporter pdt1. Gene Ontology annotation, molecular function: cadmium ion transmembrane transporter activity; manganese ion transmembrane transporter activity. Bases 147 to 1976 code for a protein of 609 amino acids. Gene Ontology annotation, cellular component: membrane. The transcript is spliced from 5 exons. Lineage: Eukaryota; Fungi; Ascomycota; Sordariomycetes; Hypocreales; Nectriaceae. The record is from RefSeq and is a predicted model, not a curated record. Gene Ontology annotation, biological process: intracellular manganese ion homeostasis; iron ion transport.